AUGGUCUACGUCCGCCAGCGCCAUCUCCCGGCGCUCAAGGAAUACAAGUAUUCUUCCGUCGACCGCUCGCUCGUGUCCAAGUACAUCCUCAAGCCCUUUUACACAAAGUUUGUCAUAAGAUGCUUCCCCAUGAGCAUGGCGCCCAACCUCAUCACCCUCACCGGCUUCAUGUUUGUCGUCAUCAACGUCCUUACCCUGCUCUGGUAUAACCCCACCCUCGACCAGGACUGUCCUCCCUGGGUUUACUACAGCUGGGCUGUCGGUCUCUUCCUUUACCAGACGUUUGAUGCUGUCGACGGCACCCAGGCACGGCGCACCAGGCAAUCUGGCCCCCUCGGCGAGCUGUUCGAUCACGGUGUCGACGCCCUCAACACCUGCCUCGAGGUUCUCCUUUUUGCCGCCUCGCAAAACCUCGGCCAGGGCUGGAAGACGGUUGCGACUCUCUUCGCGUCCCUUUUUACCUUCUACGUCCAGACGUGGGACGAGUACCACACCAAGACCCUCACCCUCGGCAUUGUCAACGGCCCCGUCGAAGGCAUCCUGCUCCUCGCUAGCGUCUACGCCCUGACGGGUUACCUUGGCGGUGCACACGUCUGGCAGCGAAGCAUGCUGGCAACCCUCGGCAUCCCGCAGUCCAUCGGCAUCCCCGACGUGCUCUACCGGCUCUCCUUCACCGAGUGGUACAUGGUCCAGGGCGCCAUCGUCAUCGUCAUCAACACUGUCGAGACGUCGUUCAACGUGACGCGCGCACGCCGCGCCCGCGGCGAUCGCACUCGCGGUGCUCUCCUCGGACUUGUACCCUUCUUCGCCAUUUGGACCCUCAUCCUCGCGUACCUCGCCCUGCAGCCCAAUAUUCUGCACAACCACCUGGUUCCCUUUAUCUUCUUUGCCGGUAUUGUCAACGCCUACAGCGUCGGGCAGAUGAUCACGGCCCACCUCGUCAAGAUGCGCUUCCCCUACUGGAACGUGAUUGGACUGCCCCUCGCCUUUGGCGUCAUCGACUCGCUCGGCCCCUUUUUGCAGCGCCAGAUUGGCUUCGGCUGGCCCAGUGCACUCGGCGACGGUGUAUACCAGGUCUCGUUUCUCUUCAUGAUGCUGGGCGCCGCGCUGGGCGUGUACGGCAGCUUCGUCGUCGACGUCAUCGUCACCAUUUGCGACUACCUUGACAUCUACUGCCUGACCAUCAAGCACCCUUAUGUCGAGGGAGGUGAUCUUUCCAGCGGCAAGACCAAGAACUUCUGA
This is a messenger RNA of Hirsutella rhossiliensis, 1242 nucleotides long. Its product is annotated as CDP-alcohol phosphatidyltransferase domain-containing protein. Gene Ontology annotation, biological process: phospholipid biosynthetic process. The record is from RefSeq and is a predicted model, not a curated record. NCBI's taxonomy places the organism in Eukaryota, Fungi, Ascomycota, Sordariomycetes, Hypocreales, Ophiocordycipitaceae. Gene Ontology annotation, molecular function: phosphotransferase activity, for other substituted phosphate groups. The coding region runs from base 1 to 1242 and encodes 413 amino acids. Gene Ontology annotation, cellular component: membrane. The transcript is spliced from 3 exons.